Drosophila ficusphila is the source of this 2051-nucleotide messenger RNA. Its product is annotated as putative protein TPRXL. The record is from RefSeq and is a predicted model, not a curated record. The transcript is spliced from 4 exons. Lineage: Eukaryota; Metazoa; Arthropoda; Insecta; Diptera; Drosophilidae. The coding region runs from base 234 to 1340 and encodes 368 amino acids.
AGGCCCAACAGCCCAGACCAGAGAAGCAGUCGCAGUCGCACCACCGAUCCACGAUCCACUGAUCCACCGAUCCACGCAAUUGUUGCUGUUUCUAUAAGCCAAAAGAGAUACUUUUUUUUGGGCUGUUUACUUUUUGGCAGCCGUACGAAAAAGGCCAAAACGCCGCACCCACACCCACACACGCCCAGUCCCGCUCACACACACACACCACACACACUCGAAACAGAGACAACAUGAGGCAGCCAAGUAGACAGCAGAUCCUGGCGCUCGUCCUCUGCAGCGCCGUCUGCCUCAUCAGCGCCGUACCGCUUCCGCAGCCCGCCGGCAACCAGGAGCUGGACGUCCUGCAGAUUCCGCUGGCAAAUGGCAAGGAAAUCGAUGUCUUGACAUUGGGUGCCAAAGACCAAGAAACAUUGAUAGCCGAUCGCAAUAAGCGAACAAUUGGACUGUUGCGCGAGCUCUUCCCCGACAUCACCAAGGAAAUCGACUCGAUAGUCAAUCGCAUUAUAGCCCAGGUGAUUCGGGUGGCCGGUCCUGGUGUUCUGAAUAGUAUUUUGGCCGGAAAUCGCGGUGGUGCGGGUGGUGCAGUCGGUGGCAGUACGACGCCGGCCUCCGAUUUCGAUGCCGAUUUCGAUGCGGACUUCGAUGACGAUGACGAUGUGGCGCCAUCGAGCAGUCCGGCAACGAGGAGUGCCGAGAGUGCACCACCAGCACCAUCGAGUAGUAGUGCCAACGAGGUGGAAGAAAGCCGGCGGGUGAAGAUCGAUCUGCCCACAUUUGCACCACAAACUGGAGGAACAGCAGCAGCAGAGGCAGCAGCAGCAGCAUCGAAAGGUGAAGAAAGCCCAAACAAUAAAGCAUCUUCAUCCCCAACCACCACCACCACCACCACAACCACCACCUCGACCAGUAAUCCAACAACAACAACAAGAACAACCACCUUAAGUACAACUAGCACCACUAGCACGCCAGUGGAGGACCUGGUGCAGUUGUUGCCGCGAUCUUUUGUGCCAGCGACAACCGCAACAACAACUUUGCCAGCGACAACUAGAGCAACAACAACCACUACUACUACUAGCACCUCUUCCAGCACCACUGAUUUAACUGAUUUAACCCCACCAACAGAACCUACCACCACCAACAUCCUGUUCCCCACCAACAAUAGCAUCGAUGAACCACAAUUGCUAACCAUCAUAGCCGAUAUCAAUCGUUUAUUAAAUUCUACCAAUUAUUUUAUUACAACCAGAGAUAAUCUAACAUCAACAACAACAACCACAACAACAAAGGCCACAACAAUUGACAACAACAACAUUACGAAAUUAUUGCCCGUCUUUGAUUGAGCACUGAAAAUACAACAAACAAACAAAAAAAAAACAAAUAUUAAAGGCAAAUAAGGAUUUGAAAGCAACAACAACCACAACAACAACAUCAAGAACAACAACAGCCACCAGAACAACAACAUGAAGAUGAAGAUGGAGAAGAAGAGAGCAUCAGCAACAUCAUUUAGAAAAUGCAUUUUCGAUUUCGUUUAGAAGCCUUCGCUCAUCGUUUAACCAUUGGAGAUAAAAACUCCGAACCAAAACAUUUCAAAAGUGGUUCGAAAAGUUGUUUAGAAAAUGAUCUUUACAAAAUUUAAAUCUUACAUUUCUUAAGACGGUUUUAAACUGGAUGCUUCUUUCGUAUUGAAAAUGGUCGUUAAAAAUCCGGUGCUUGUUUAGACAUUCUUACACUCCUUGUACUGAACCACUUUCGAACCACUUUGAACCCCCUCGAAACCACCAACCUCACUGUACCAUUGUAUUUGCUGUAGAACUCACCCUUUGAACCGCUCCGCACUUGUAUAAAAACCCCAUUGUAUAUUCUUGAUAUCAAGCUCCUCCAAUUCCCUUGACCAAGUCCCCGAAAAACACCACACGCAUUGUAUGUAACCGAAAUUGAAACACUGCAGUUAACUAAUCUACCUUCCCUCCUCGACUCCCCUCCAAAAACCUAUUGCACCUGCACCACCGAAUCCAAAUUUCGUACUCGUACCACACACUUCGAUUCGCGGU